AUGUCAGCCAAAACAACAAGAAAGAAUAAAGCAGACGAGGUUCGUUUUUCUGUUUCACUUUUAUUCUAAUUUCAGUAUUUCAGAAGAAUAAUGUGUUCAUCGUUGAAAAAGUAAUGGAUAAACGGUCGGGAAAAGGUGGAAGAGACGAGUUUCUCAUUCAGUGGCAGGUGAGAAUUCUGUUGCAAAGUUCGAAGAAAAGAACAUGUGGUUUCAGGGAUUCCCGGAGUCAGAGUCCAGCUGGGAACCGAGGGAAAACCUCCGAUGCGCCGAUAUGCUUGAGGCGUUCGAGAAAGAAUACGCAAAAGUUCGGGGAAUUUUUUGAUUGGUUAUUGUAUUUUUUAUCAAGUUGCAGAGGGAGAAGCCGAAUCGAAAGCGCAGAAAUGCGUCGCCAGGUUCCGACGACGACACCGAUCCGAGCGACAAAUACGCUCUGAACGGGAAACAGUUGCGAUGCAUUGUCGGGCUGACGAAAGGACCUGGAGAACUGCACUUCCUCUGCAAAUUCAGCGAUGAUUCGGCACGUCUUCUGCCGGCGAAGGAAGUGAACAGCCGGUGAGUUGAUGGGUGGUGUGGGGGCGAAUCAAGCGAGAGAUGCAUUUCAGCUACCCGACACAAGUAAUCAAGUACUACGAGUCCAAACUUACCAUCGAAGAUUCCAAAUCUGAUGAUUUUUAG
Molecule: messenger RNA, 675 nt
Organism: Caenorhabditis sp. 36 PRJEB53466
Lineage: Eukaryota; Metazoa; Nematoda; Chromadorea; Rhabditida; Rhabditidae
Source: the annotation of a GenBank genome assembly